UUUCAUUACAGAGGAAUUCAACUUUUUUUAUGCAUGCAUUCCGCGAUGCACUGCAUCAACAAAACCCUCCUAGAGCUUCAUGCACACUCGGUUAAAGCUUAGACCAAUACAAAGUGUCAGCGAAGAGACAGAGCCAAUGAGAGGUCACAGUUGCGAUGAUUUAGGAAGAGGGCGAUUCGUCCAUGUAACGGGACUCUUCACGGGAAGGGACGUUUACUGCCAUCCGUCACGAAAUCGAGCGUAAUAUAUUAUUUAAGAUGCAGUUCAUGCUGCUCUUUAGCAGGCAGGGAAAGCUGCGACUUCAGAAAUGGUACGCGCCCCUGUCUGACACACAGAAGAAGAAAACCUCUCGUGAGGUGAUACAGAUGGUGCUGGCACGCAAACCCAAAAUGUGCAGUUUUCUGGAAUGGAGGGAUCUGAAAAUAGUGUAUAAAAGAUAUGCCAGUCUUUACUUUUGCUGUGCUGUGGAGGACCAGGAAAAUGAGCUGAUAACCCUGGAGAUCAUCCACAGAUAUGUGGAGCUGCUGGAUAAAUAUUUUGGCAGUGUAUGUGAACUGGACAUUAUCUUCAACUUUGAAAAGGCCUAUUACAUCUUGGAUGAGUUUAUACUGGGUGGAGAAGCCCAGGAGACAUCAAAGAAGAAUGUUCUGAAAGCCAUAGAGCAGGCUGACAUGCUACAGGAGGAUGCCGAGACACCACGUAGCGUUCUGGAGGAGAUUGGACUGACAUAAAACUUUAGAAUUCAUCCUGUCCAAAUACGAACACAUCUUCUUCUGUGGACAUGCUCUCUAUGUCUGCUUUUUAGGUUAGCAGUGUUCUAAAAUCCGCACUUCCAACAGAAACAAUUAGGUAUCGAAGUCUGUAUUUUUUACUGACAAUGUCUUAGGGAAUUGAGCACAUUGAAAUCUACACCUCUAAGUUCUGGUACUGUAGAUAUGCAAAUUUCCCAUAGUGUUCAUCUGUUUGGGUUCAGGUUUAGGACAGUACAUAAUAGCACAGAUUUGUGUCCGCAUCAUCAUACCUUUCUUGCCAUGUCCUCUCUCUUAAAACAUUACCUCUCACCUUCAGCUGCCUUAAAAUACUUAUCUGAUACAAUUUGCCAGUAUUUUAUGCAACUCCCUGUUGGUCCUGAUCAAUGCAAUGUGGGCCUGAAUCUGUCUCUGUUUAAGAAAAGAAACUGCAGAACUGUUAGGGACCAAACUUUCUUAUUCUGUUUAAAAAAGGGAAAUACAAAAAGUGACGACAGAUAACAUUGCAGACAUUUGGUAGAACUGUAAAUUGGACACUGAGAACUUUUUUCAACAAUGUUUAAGUCUUCGUGUAUUCAGUAUUAGUGACCAGAUUAACAACUAACGGUUACAAUUUUAUGUCCAUGCCAAAGAAUCUUCUUCACCAUUUUCAUGCAUAUUUUUCAUUUAAAUCACGUUAUCUUUGUAUACUUUCUUAUUAGACUAUGAUUAUCUACCUUUCUCUUGGAAAUACAUGUCCUAUGAAGCUUCAUCAAAACGAAAUUAAAAAUAAAAGUGAGAUAA
This is a messenger RNA of Xyrauchen texanus (razorback sucker), 1532 nucleotides long. Its product is annotated as AP-1 complex subunit sigma-2-like. Bases 258 to 731 code for a protein of 157 amino acids. The record is from RefSeq and is a predicted model, not a curated record. NCBI's taxonomy places the organism in Eukaryota, Metazoa, Chordata, Actinopteri, Cypriniformes, Catostomidae. Gene Ontology annotation, cellular component: intracellular membrane-bounded organelle; membrane coat; AP-1 adaptor complex. Gene Ontology annotation, biological process: vesicle-mediated transport; intracellular protein transport. The transcript is spliced from 5 exons. Gene Ontology annotation, molecular function: clathrin-cargo adaptor activity.